Messenger RNA from Mesorhabditis belari, 1692 nucleotides. The record is from the annotation of a GenBank genome assembly. Lineage: Eukaryota; Metazoa; Nematoda; Chromadorea; Rhabditida; Rhabditidae.
AUGGAUGAAAUAAAACUAUCGGAUGCUGAUCAAAAGCCGACCACCAGCGCAGAAAACGAGAUUCUGACUGAAGAAGCGAGCACCGAGCAGAGCUUGGACUUGACAAAGGCUCCGAUUCACAACUUGACACCAGAAGAGCAAAUCCCGGAGAAACCGCCAAGAAAACACCGAAUCACCGCAAAAGAAGAGAAAUCAACGAAAAUUGGCACUACAGGUUUCUCGUCGAGUGAUUUCCACUUUGUGCCAAAGCAGCUGAAGCAAGGAAUGAAAAUGAAUGGAUGCACGAUGAGGUACUUAAUUCUGACGCUAAGCGUGCUCGCACUUUCAUCCAUCAUGGCCAACAUUGUUUGCUUCAAUUUCACCGUUCUCUGCAUGCCGGCCACCGAUGAGCCGUGGAAUGCAAAUCAUACCUACACAGGCUAUUCGAAAGACGAGAAAACGUGGCUUUUCUCGUCGGUGGCGGUGGGGGCGCUGUUCGCCGUUGUGCCGGUCUCGUUGUCGAUCACGAGAUUCGGCACUAGAAAGGUGUUCUUCUUCGCCGGCGUUCUCUCAGCGUUGGCGACUCUCUUCACUCCGCUCGCCGCUCGAUCUCACAUCGUUUUCUUCGUCGCCAUGCGAUUUUUAUUGGGUAUCUCCUUUUCCGCUUGUAUGCCCACUGUCGGCGCAAUCACUUCCACGUGGUCUCCUCUUGCUCAAUCCGGGCUCUUCAUGAGCGCUCUCACCGCUUUCGGACAACUCUCCGCCGUUUUCAGUAUGCCAGUCUCCGGGCAUUUGUGUGCCUCGACGCUCGGCUGGUGCUCGGUGUUCUAUUUGCACGGUGCGCUCGGGUUGCUCAUUUUCACUAUGUGGUUUCUAUUGUAUCGCGAUGAUCCAGAGGACCUCUCGCUGAUGUCGAAAAGGGAGAUCGCCGAGAUUCAGUCUGGAAAAGACUAUAAGCAAGAGGAGAAGAAGGAAGACUUGUCCUUUAAUGCUCAAUCUGGAAGUCACAUCAGCGGGAAAAGCAGUGAAAAGCACGGGAAAGUGCCGUAUUUGGAAAUUGCUUCCACGCCGUCAGUGUGGGGAGUGUGGGCGGGAGCGCUCGGGGAUCUCAUCGCUGUCCAGCUCAUUCACACAUUUUCUCCAUUCUAUAUCAAGACGGUUUUGGAGUACUCGAUGGAGAAGACUGGAUGGACCUCAGCUCUGCCGGUUCUAUUUCAAUUUUUGGUUAAAGUGAUCGCCGGCCACAGCUCUGACCGCAUUCAUGGCUUCUCGGAAACAACGAAAUUGCGAGUGUUCAACUCGGUGGCACUCGGCGUUAGCGCUGUCUUCAUGACGGCUUUAGCAUUCUUGCCCAAAGGCCACUCAAUGCUCGGGAUCACUCUCCUCACCCUAACCACAGCGAUGUUCGGUUUCAAUGGCGGCGGCUUUAACAAAUGCGCUGCUUUGGUCUCUCGUCAAUACAGCCAUUUUGUGCUUGCAAACAUUCAAUUCUUAUGGUGCCUAGCGAUGUUGAUUUGUCCAGUGCUGGUGGGUUUCCUUCUGCACACCGGCUCGUUAGCCGAGUGGCGACUCGUGUAUCUGAUCCACGCGGCGAUUCUCGUCAUCACAAAUUUGAUCUUCUGCUUUCUGGCAACCGCAAAGCCAGCCACAUGGACUGAUCGAUCAAUUCAAAACGUUUCCAAGCGACGAACACCAGUUUUACAUUUAGCUGCA